This is a messenger RNA of Plenodomus lingam JN3, 699 nucleotides long. RefSeq lists its product as uncharacterized. Gene Ontology annotation, cellular component: membrane. The record is from RefSeq and is a predicted model, not a curated record. Lineage: Eukaryota; Fungi; Ascomycota; Dothideomycetes; Pleosporales; Leptosphaeriaceae.
AUGGAAUUGACCAAGAAACCUCCCUGGUCGUCCCUCACACUCUACUCCUACGCUCAGGCGACCCGCAUAUCUCGCUCCACCAUCAUGUGCAGUUCCGACUGUUUCCUGAUGCUCCUGAGCGUCCUCUUCCCACCCGUCGGAGUCUGGGUGAAAAAAGGGCUCUGCAGCGCAGACUCGCUCAUCAACCUCGGACUCUGCUGUCUCGGUUUCCUGCCCGGCCUGCUCCACGCCUGGUACGUGAUUCUACAGAACCCGGAUCCCUACGACGCCUACCAGGCCGUUGCGGCCGACAGCGAGCGCGCCGACACACGCACAACCUACUACGUCAUCACGCACGAACAGCCUGUCGCGGGCGCACAAGGACAGCCCAAUUAUGGGACGCUGGUUGGCGGCGGCAGUCAGCCGAGUAACGGGCAGUUUCCGGGGCAGCAGCAGGGUGGGGUGGUGAAUCAGAAUCAGCAGCGCAAGGGGGCUGGGGGUGCGCGGGAGGGGGCAGAGGGCAGUUCGAGUGCGCCGGUGGAGCCGCCGCCGACAUUGAUUCUUCGCCUGUACACCCAAGUGGAGCCUGAGGGCUAUUCGCUUCUCAUGCAAAUCUAUGCUGCACAGCCGACGACUCCAUCUCCCAUCUACCCUACACUGCCACCAGACACCCGCACACCCCAACAGGGCUCGACAUGCCAACUCCAGCCAGGUUGUUAG